UGCAGUAAUUAAUAGGUUUGUGUGGGGCAGAAGGGAUGUGGAGUUGAGGGACCUCUCUAGAAAUGGUACCGCGUGCACUAGGUCCAGGCUUGCGGUGGUACUGCUGUCCUGAAGAGACGUGGUGCGCCUGUGCUUUCUAGUAAUCAGUUAGAAGGAAGUUGUGGUCGGGAAAAAUCUUAUGGUUUUCAUUUCAUCCCUGCUGUAAGGCUGGCAAGAGAUCCUUUGGGUUGUCUUGCCUUAAAUAUCCCAUGAACCUUUAAACUUGCUUUCUUCUAAUUGUAAUUCCUAACUAUCCUAAUCUGAUCUUCUCUCUGUCUGAAAUUCUGUUUCUGUCUUUUAAAUGACAUCCUUCUGUCCUAGCCUUGCUGUGCUCCUGGUCUUCCUUCCUUGAAUCUGGUUGUGAGUUGCAAUGUCUUCUGUCUUUCUAGUGGAAAUGAGAAAGAAGGUCCUAACACCAACCCUGACAGUUGCUCCCUUAUUAAUCGCUUUUCUAUGGUUCAUUUUCAAAGGCUUUUUUUUUUUCCUCAUGGCCCUUCCUCCACCAGCACCAUCUCCCUGACCUCCUUGUUCCCUCUUUCUAGUCUUUGCACAUAUGAAAGAGCACAAGCCUUUUUAUCUCCCCUUCACGUGCCUUGGUGAGCAACAGCCUUGCUCCUACUGUCCCUAUUAUCUGCAGUGGCCUCCUGCUGCUCUCUGCCUCCUUGACUUCCUGAUUUUCACAACUAAUCCUCUCCUUUGGCAGCAAAUACCUAAGUUCUCUCUGAAGAAGCUUAUUCCUUCGGUCUCCUGUUUCACCUGCUGUUUUGCCCUCCUCCUUUGGCCUGCAGCUAGAUCUACAGGAGCUUUAAAGCCAAAACAGAGUAGACCUUGACUGGCUUCCCUCGUGCGGGCUGCAAGCCGCUCGUGUGCUGCAAAGUAGGUGGAGUUGCUCAGGGAGUAGAGGUACCACUGAAGGAGAAGCAUGGUGCCAAACUUAGACUGCAUUUAGCACGCGUGACUCGUUUGGCACCCGUAACUGUGGAUCGCGGCCAUGCUGUUGAGCUGUCGGUCUGUUCAGCUUGCACUGAUCACGUGCUGAGUCAGAAGAUGCUCUGGUGCUCUGUGACCAGCCAGAGCUGAGGCACUAGCAACGUGUGUUUCUUCUAGAAGACAUGUGGACACGUGUCCACAUGCAAACAUACGCGCUGGGGGACAAUGGUACCUCUCCCAAGGCUGUCGUUGCGUGUUCUUCCAAGGGUUGCUGCUGGACUAUGCCAUUCUGGUUUCUCUCUUCCAGCUGUUUCUGCUCCCUUCUUUGAGAUCAGAUGCAGGAGACUCAGAACAGUUGGAAAGAAACACGGAAUCUGGCACAUUGCAUCAGUAGCCCUUGGAGGAACGGAGCAGCAGAUCACAGGACUCAUUGAAUCAAAGAUCACGAACACAGUCACAAAAAGAACAAGCGGAAACACUGGAGAAGACAGUGGGCAGAAAGCAGCUUGUUAUCUGACAUGGAGAUGUUGAAACACAGCCUGGAAGUGAAUUCAUUUUCUGCAGAUAGCAACAAGACGGGGAACAUGAGUGAAAAGAAGAGCCACAGAAGAACAAAGCGGUUUCUCUCCUACCCUCGGUUUGUAGAGGUGAUGGUGGUGGCUGACAGCAGGAUGGUCGCCUACCAUGGAGCUAAUCUACAGCACUAUGUCUUAACGUUGAUGUCAAUAGUGGCUUCUAUCUACAAAGACCCAAGCAUUGGAAAUUUAAUUAAUAUUGUUAUUGUGAAAUUGGUCGUGAUACAUAAUGAACAGGAUGGUCCUGCAAUAUCUUACAAUGCCCAGACAACAUUAAAAAACUUUUGCCAGUGGCAGCAAUCCCAGAACCACCCUGAAGGAAGUCACCUUCAACACGAUACAGCCGUGCUUGUUACCAGACAGGAUAUUUGUAGAGCGCACGACAAAUGUGAUACUCUGGGUCUGGCAGAGCUGGGCACAGUCUGUGACCCAUACAGGAGCUGUUCCAUUAGUGAAGAUAACGGACUGAGCACUGCUUUCACAAUAGCACAUGAACUUGGCCAUGUGUUUAACAUGCCACACGACGACAAUCAUAAAUGCAAAGAAGACGGAGGUAAAAAUCAACAGCACGUCAUGGCGCCAACACUGAACUUCUACACCAAUCCCUGGAUGUGGUCAAAAUGCAGUAGGAAAUACAUCACUGAAUUUCUGGACACUGGUUAUGGAGAGUGUUUGCUAGAUGAACCUUCAUCAAGAACUUACACGUUGCCUCAGCAGCUCCCAGGGCUGAUUUAUGAUGUCAACAAACAAUGUGAGCUAAUUUUUGGACCUGGAUCUCAAGUGUGCCCGUAUAUGCAGAUGCAGUGUCGGCGACUUUGGUGUAUUAACAUUGAUGGCGCGCACAAGGGAUGUCGUACUCAACACACACCUUGGGCUGAUGGGACAGAAUGUGAGCCUGGAAAGCACUGCCGGUUUGGGAUGUGCGUGCCCAAAGAGCGAGAGGCGCCAGUGAUAGACGGAGCCUGGGGGACCUGGAGCCCUUUCGGGAGCUGCUCGAGAACCUGCGGCGGCGGCAUAAAGACGGCGAUACGAGAGUGCAACAGGCCCGAGCCUAAAAACGGUGGGAAAUACUGCGUGGGUCGUCGCAUGAAGUUUAAAUCCUGCAACACCGAACCCUGCUCGAAGCUGAAGAAGGAUUUCCGUGACGAGCAGUGUGCCGACUUCGACGGGAAGCACUUUAACAUCAACGGGCUGCCCACGAACGUGCGCUGGGUUCCCAAAUACAGCGGCAUCCUGAUGAAGGAUCGCUGCAAGUUGUUCUGCCGGGUGGCAGGAAAUACGGCGUAUUACCAGCUGCGGGACCGUGUCAUCGACGGGACGCCCUGCGGCCCCGACACGAACGACAUCUGCGUGCAGGGCCUUUGCCGGCAAGCUGGAUGCGAUCAUGUGCUGAAUUCAAAAGCAAGAAGAGAUAAAUGUGGUGUUUGUGGUGGGGAUAAUUCUUCAUGCAAAACUAUUGCAGGCACAUUUAACACGGUGCAUUAUGGCUAUAACGUUGUGGUCCGCAUCCCAGCUGGUGCAACUAACAUUGACGUGCGUCAGCACAGUUACUCAGGGAAACCAGAGGAUGACAACUACCUGGCCUUAUCUAACAGUCAAGGAGACUUUAUAUUAAAUGGAGACUUUGUCGUCAGUAUGUUUAAAAGGGAAAUCAAAGUUGGGAAUGCUGUGAUCGAAUACAGCGGAUCGGAUAAUACUAUUGAAAGGAUUAAUUCUACAGAUCGGAUUGAGCAAGAAAUAACGCUUCAGGUUUUAUCAGUGGGCAAUUUGUACAAUCCCGACGUCCGUUACACGUUUAAUAUCCCCAUUGAGGACAAACCUCAGCAGUUUUACUGGAAUGCGUAUGGCCCAUGGCAGCCCUGCAGCAAGCUCUGCCAAGGAGAACGAAAGAGGAAACCGGUGUGUACGAGGGAGUCGGAUCAGCUCACGGUGUCGGACCAGCGAUGUGAUCGAAUUCCCCAGCCUGACCCCAUCACUGAGCCUUGUAGCACAGAAUGCGAAUUAAGGUGGCACAUUGCAAGGAAGAGCGAAUGCACGGCCCAGUGCGGGCUGGGAUACCGCACCCUGGAGAUCUACUGCUCCAAGUACAGCAGGCUGGAGGGCAAGAUAGAGAAGGUGGACGACCGCUUCUGCAGCAGCCAGCCCAAGCCGAGCACGAGGGAGAAGUGCACCGGAGACUGUAACGUGGGAGGGUGGCGGUACUCGGCCUGGACCGAGUGCUCCAAGAGCUGCGGCGGGGGCACGCGGCGGCGGCGAGCCAUGUGCGUGAACACCUACAACGACGUCCUGGACGACAGCAAGUGCAGUCAGCAGGAGAAGCUGACGGUGCAGCGAUGCAGCGACUUCUUGUGCCCCCAGUGGAAAACUGGCGACUGGUCCGAGUGCCUGGUCACCUGUGGGAAAGGGCACAAACACCGCCAGACCUGGUGCCAGUUUGGAGAAGAUCGGUUAAACGACAGGUUUUGCGAUCCCGAGACGAAGCCGGAGUCGGUGCAGACGUGUCAGCAGCAGGAAUGUGCUUCGUGGCAAGUGGGGCCAUGGGGCCAGUGCACGAUGACCUGUGGCCAAGGCUACCAGAUGAGAGCUGUGAAGUGUGUCGUGGGCACCUACGUGUCAGUGGUGGAUGAUAAUGAGUGUAAUGCCGCAACCAGGCCAACAGAUACCCAGGACUGUGAAAUAGCAGCAUGUCCUCCCCAUCCAAAUAGUCCCGAAGCCAAGAGAUCCACAUCAGGCAUUCACAGGACGCAGUGGAGAUUUGGAUCCUGGACACCGUGCUCCGCAACGUGCGGGAAGGGUACCCGGAUGAGAUACGUCAGCUGUCGGGAUGACCAGGGCUCAGUGGCUGACGAGUCAGCUUGUUUCCACCUCCCGAAGCCAUCAGCCACGGAAAUGUGCACCGUGACGCCGUGCGGGCAGUGGAAGGCCUUGGAGUGGAGCUCUUGCUCGGUGACUUGUGGUCAAGGUAAGGCAACGCGACAAGUGAUCUGCAUCAAUUACAGUGACCAGCUGGUGGAUAGGAGUGAGUGCGAUCCAGACGACCUCCCUGCCACCGAGCAAGACUGCUCCAUGUCUCCUUGUCAUCCAAACAGCCAUGACUACGGCAGGCCCAUCCACCCUUUCCUCUAUCCGGAUCAUCGCCUGAAACUGCACCCCGGAGGCAGCCCGAACCGAAACCGUGCGCAUAUACCGGGAGGCAAUCAGUGGAGGAUUGGCCCCUGGGGUGCUUGCUCCAGCACGUGUGCGGGGGGGUUCCAGCGGCGGGUUGUGGUGUGCCAGGAUGAAAACGGAUACACCGCAAAUAACUGCGAUGAGAAAAGCAAACCCAUGGAGCAGAGAUCGUGCGAAUCUGGCCCCUGUCCUCAGUGGGCUUAUGGCAACUGGGGAGAGUGCACGAAGCCAUGCGGGGCAGGGACAAGAACACGGCUGGUGGUGUGCCAGCGCCCUAACGGAGAAAGGUUUACGGAUCUGAGCUGUGAAAUCCUUGACAAGCCGCCGGACAGAGAGCAGUGCAAUGUGCAGGACUGUCCUAGAGAUGCUGCCUGGAGCGCUGGCCCUUGGAGCUCGUGUUCUGUCUCCUGUGGAAGGGGCCAAAAGCACCGCAAUGUGUACUGUUUGUCAAAGGAAGGGAGGCAUAUAGAAGAAGAUUAUUGCAAGCACCUUGCUAAGCCCAAUGUGCAAAAGAAAUGCAGAGGGGGCAGAUGUCCGAAGUGGAAAGCAGGAGAUUGGGGACAGUGUUCGGUGUCCUGCGGCCGGGGCGUCCAGCGCCGCGCCGUGCACUGCUACGGCGGCACCCCGAAGGCAGCCGAGGAGGCAGAGUGUGACCCGGCCAGCCGUCCCCCUCCGCAGCGGGACUGCCACCUCCCCGAGUGCCCCACGCACCGCUGGGCAGCCGGCGAAUGGCAAGCGUGCAUCAAGACGUGUGGGGAGGCGUCUCGGUACCGCAAGGUGGUCUGCGUGGAUGAGAACAAGCAGGUGCAGAACAGCGGCUACUGCGACGCCAGCAAACGUCCCCCCGAAAUCGAGAGCUGCGGGCUGCCGCCCUGCGAGUACGUCUGGAUCACCGGGGAGUGGUCGGAGUGCUCCGUCACGUGUGGGAAGGGAUACAGGCAGCGCCUGGUGUCCUGCAGCGAGAUUUACACCGGGAAGGACCACUACGAGUACGGGUACCAGAACACGGUCAACUGUCCUGGCACGCAGCCGCCCAACAUCCAGCCCUGCUACCUCGGGGAGUGCCCCGUCUCGGCGUCCUGGCGCGUCGGCAACUGGGGAAGCUGCUCCGUCACCUGUGGAGUUGGAGUCAUGCACCGGUCGGUGCAGUGUUUGACGAACAAUGACCAGGUCAGCAGCUUGUGCCAUGCGGAUCUGAAGCCCGAAGAGAGGAGGGCAUGCCACAACGUCCAUGACUGCGAGUUACCGAGGAGUUGCAAAGACGUUAAAAAUCUCAAAGGUGUCGCUGAAGAUGGCGAAUAUUUCCUUCAAGUCAAAGGAAAGACGUUAAAGGUGUAUUGCUCUGGGAUGCAGACUGACAGCCCAAAGGAGUAUGUGACCCUUGUAAAUGGGGAUGCAGAGAAUUUUUCGGAAGUGUAUGGAUACAGAUUGCAUAACCCGACUGAAUGUCCGUAUAACGGGAGCAGACGAGAAGACUGCCAGUGUAGGAAAGAUUACACAGCAGCUGGGUUUUCCACCUUCAGCAAAGUAAGGCUGGACCUGAACACUAUGCAAAUAAUAACGACCGAUUUACAGUUCGCACGGACGCAUGAUGGACGACCUGUUCCUUUUGCCACUGCUGGGGACUGCUACAGUGCAGCCAAAUGCCCACAGGGUCGCUUCAGCAUAGACCUUUAUGGGACAGGCCUGUCCUUAACGGGAACGGCAAAGUGGCUCUCGCAAGGGAAUUACGCAGUGUCGGAAAUUCAAAAAUCCCCAGAUGGUACCAAAGUAGUAGGAAAAUGCGGCGGUUACUGUGGGAAGUGUACUCCAUCGUCUGGAACGGGCCUCGAUGUUCAGGUGUUAUAGUGAUGGUGAGUUCCCAGCUGCUUCUGCACGAAGGGAAAUCUUCCCAAAAAACGUCCUGAAGGAGCAGAUCAGGCCACGCUUGCAAAAGCACUUGUGCGUUGAGUGCGUUGGUGACAGCCACCCACCCCACACGGCGUCCGGGGAGCGAUGGCAUCCCGGGCUCCCAGUCCUCACUUCCCCCAGUAACACCAGUAACCCAGUAUAACACUGUCAACUGGAAACACACUCCCCACACGCUUUGGCUCCUCUCUUGUGCCGAUCUCUCUGGUUACAGGCUUCAGAGGCCAAGACGAUGAUCUGACUCUA
Messenger RNA from Chroicocephalus ridibundus (black-headed gull), 6866 nucleotides. RefSeq names its product ADAM metallopeptidase with thrombospondin type 1 motif 9 (gene ADAMTS9). Gene Ontology annotation, molecular function: metalloendopeptidase activity; zinc ion binding. Lineage: Eukaryota; Metazoa; Chordata; Aves; Charadriiformes; Laridae. Gene Ontology annotation, cellular component: extracellular matrix. The transcript is spliced from 37 exons. Gene Ontology annotation, biological process: extracellular matrix organization; proteolysis. The record is from RefSeq and is a predicted model, not a curated record. Bases 1488 to 6560 code for a protein of 1690 amino acids.